Messenger RNA from Akanthomyces muscarius, 2226 nucleotides. RefSeq lists its product as uncharacterized. The transcript is spliced from 5 exons. The record is from RefSeq and is a predicted model, not a curated record. Bases 1 to 2226 code for a protein of 741 amino acids. NCBI's taxonomy places the organism in Eukaryota, Fungi, Ascomycota, Sordariomycetes, Hypocreales, Cordycipitaceae.
AUGUCCUCACCGCGGCCUGACGGCCAACGGGCCGCUGGUCACGUCCCAGUGCCCCAUGUUCCUAGGGUGGUCAGCCAGGUACCACUGCCUCCGUACGCGCAGCCUACCCAGACACAGGACGGCACAGGCGGCAAGCUCAUGUCGCUGAACUCGACCAUCAUGGCGGCACAGCGCGAAUGGGAGGAGAAGAACCAGGCUGGCGGCGCAUCGAGCGGCGAAAGUACCUACUCCGAGUCUGCUGCGUCAACCGCAUCGGACGAGCAGUCCAGCCCUGGGUCAGUAGAAGAAGUCUUACCCUCCAUGGGUUCCUCGAGAGGGCCUGCAGCAGGCAAAAAGCGUAGUCUUGUCAGCGUUAACCUAGGAACCUCAUCACGGCCUGCCAAACGGCGUGCCAGGUCGCCUAUUUUGAUGGCAUUAAAAAGACCGCCUGGGUCGUCCCUGUCUUCCUCGCGAGCGGGCCAAUCCAGAGCACCUAGCCACGCGCAACGAAAUACCCAGAACGGUACAAACUACUCAGCGCCCGGUGAGAACGAGUGGCUGCAGUUUAAUUCGUGGGAUGCCAUCGACUAUCGUGCUGAUGGAAUUGCCUAUCACUUUUAUUACGUUGGUAAUUAUAGAAUAAAGACCAUGAACGAUAGAGGGUGCAGCAAGGCUUUCGCGAGCGCAAAGGCCUUGGGGGGGCAUUUCUCUUCGGGUCAUAAAGGCAACGCGUACAAUGACAACUGCGACGGCACACUCUCCAAGGUCGGCUUCUACGACAAAAUUGUUGGAGAAAAGUGGCAGGCCAUCGUGGUAUCGCGGGUCAGCGUGACUGGAAGUGAAGAGGAGAAUCCCCAUGUCUCAACUCCGGGCCCGUUCACAACGGCACAUGUCGCUAUGACAACUCCGGAUCCCUUUACAUACGUUACUGGGUUCCUUUCACGCCAUGUCGACUUUACCAAGUUUCUGAACACGGCGUACAUUCGAGAGCUCUGCGAACUACCGAAGCGCCGCCAGUUACCUGCAUCGUGGAUCAAGUUCCACAGAAACAAGGGCUUGAGCGAAAGGAUGUUUGCCCUUGCAGUUGCUUAUGUCACAGGAAGAGAAGUGUUUGGCAUGGACGUGUGCCUCGAGGGAUUACAUGAAGACGGCAGCAGGCUUUCGCGCCAUUCUGUUGCUGUGCCCUUUGAACUCUCAGCCGCACAAAAGAGACUGUACUUUCCAGAAGACAGCUGUAUUGGGUGCUACUACUACACCGAGUUCCACGGCAAGGAGUCUAUCCGCUGCUCCUGGCUGGCUCAGGCGACAAAGAUUGAGCUCCACCGUUACGAGAAACGUGUUGACGGGCUCUCAGACUCGGACGAGGACGAUGGCGACUUUGCGUACCACGGAACAGAAGAUCGCGUGGCAAAAGAACGGCAAUGGGCCAGAGGUGUGGAUUCCGCCAUAAAGCUUGGCAAGGCGGCUCGUUUCCAAAUGCCGUCGCUGAACCCUUUAUCGCGCGCGUCUCAGCCCCCGUCCCAAGAACAAGCCCCAUUACGGGACUCGGGGCGUGCAUCGGGCAGCGGCAGUCCAAACGUCGCUUCGGUGCAUCAGCGGCCGGCAGAGCGCCCAUCAUCUACGUUUGUCUACGACCAAGUCCGCACACGAAAUGAGACAGCGACAACACCGACACAUGAUAGCCGACCUCGACGGGAAUCAGCGGUGUCAAAGCCGAAACAACACCAGACUCUCGCCUCCACGCGUACGUCUAGGUCUGCAACGGCAUUGCACAUGCCGGUAUCUUCAAUCUCCCCGGAGCCGCCGUCCCAGACUAGUCCUCCCAUUCAAAUUCCCUCUACCCAGGCCAGCCACCCAGUUCAAGCCCCUCCGGCCCAACUUCAGAUGGAGAGCUGGGAAGUUGCGCCAGGUCGAAUGGUUGACGCGACACACGGAGAAAACAUUGGGUACUCGAAUGCCUAUUUGAACGGACGUGAGCCGGUCGAGGUCUCUCAAGACGUUGCUUUCAACGUGAUUACGAUUAAGCCGGGCGACAAGGCGAGGUGGGAAGCGCACGAAUCGCAGCUACGGACCUGCUCUGUGGCGUCGGGCAAAAUCGAGAUCAAGAUCGGGACCAACAAGUUUGGCAUGGGGCCGAACAGCGUGUUCAUCAUCCGGCCUGGCGAGACGUGUGUGGUAACUAACAAGCUGUACGUUGACGCCACAGUUCACUGCACGACAGUAAAGAAUUACUCGCUUUUGUCUUGA